AUGAACGCACUCAAUAUAACAUCUAUACCUUCAUCGCCCUCAGUCCUUAGCACUUCUCCAACAACUCCCACAAGUCAACUAAACAAUAGUUCACAAAUUAUGUCUCUUCAACCUCCAUCUGCACAACCUGUCAAGAUGAGUAUUAAUAAAUCACCUCGCGGACAUCGUACGUUGGCAGAAAAUCAAAUUUGGGAAUUUUCUCAUCCAAAAUUUUUACGAGGAAGACCAGAUUUAUUAGAUGAUAUUAAACGUAAAGCAAUGGAAUCUGAAACUUUAAGACGUGAAACUGGUGAUUUACAUGCUCAUCUUGCUAUGAUGCAAGUUGCUCAAAAUGAAUUAUUACAACAGAUUAGGCAAUUACAAGAAAAUUUUACUGAAGUCAUGAGAGAUUUGUCUGAAACUAAACGUAAACAAACCUUACAACAACAUUUUAUGAAGAAUAUGUGGGAGGUCAUGAAUAAUAGUCAAGGAACUUCAACAACGAGUAAUUUUGAAAUCAAAAACGAACCUGAACGACCUCCAAUAUAUAUAACAUCACCAGAAAACCAUACAAAUAUAAAUUAUCAUCUUAUAUCCAGUCAAAAUCAGUCACCACAACGACCAUCGACACCAUUAACUGUUAACACAAAUAUCACAAGUCACACAUCACAAACCAGUGCUUUCUUGAACAAUCCUAUGUUGUCCGGUAGAGUAUCACCUUUUAGCUCAUUUAAUCAAGCCGUAAAUACACCUUUACCGCCAAGUCCAUCACCGGGGUCACCAAUGGGCCAUGUUUCGGAUGAUGAUAUGGACGGUAAUAGUUCCCUUUAUUGUACAAGUCCUGCUGGUAGUCAUGCAGGCUCAGAAUAUGGUGAUGACAUAUUUUCAGUGUCGUAA
Entrophospora sp. SA101 is the source of this 876-nucleotide messenger RNA. NCBI's taxonomy places the organism in Eukaryota, Fungi, Glomeromycota, Glomeromycetes, Entrophosporales, Entrophosporaceae. The record is from the annotation of a GenBank genome assembly.